Messenger RNA from Cygnus olor (mute swan), 1424 nucleotides. RefSeq names its product AT-rich interactive domain-containing protein 3A-like. The record is from RefSeq and is a predicted model, not a curated record. Bases 1 to 1125 code for a protein of 374 amino acids. Gene Ontology annotation, molecular function: DNA binding. Gene Ontology annotation, biological process: regulation of transcription by RNA polymerase II. The transcript has 8 exons. NCBI's taxonomy places the organism in Eukaryota, Metazoa, Chordata, Aves, Anseriformes, Anatidae. Gene Ontology annotation, cellular component: nucleus.
AUGGCCAGUCCCCAAAGGAGGCUGGAGGGGACCACAGUGCCCACCCUGCAAGAGGAGGAGGAGGGCCAUCGAUCUGGCGGUCUCCAAUUUGUCAUGGUCACCGAGGAGCUGUGCUGGAAUCAGCUCUAUGAACUGGACAAGGACCCAAAACGCAAGGAGUUCCUGGAUGACCUCUUCAGCUUCAUGCAGAAGAGAGGGACGCCCGUGAACCGCAUCCCCAUCAUGGCCAAGCAAGUGCUGGACCUCUACACGCUGUACCGGCUGGUGACGGACAAGGGUGGCCUGGUGGAAGUCAUCAACAAGAAGAUCUGGCGGGAGAUCACCAAGGGCCUCAACCUACCUACCUCCAUCACCAGUGCUGCCUUCACCCUCCGCAUGCAAUACAUGAAGUACCUGUACCCCUAUGAAUGUGAGAAGCAGGCGCUCAGCUUGCCUGGGGAGCUGCAGGCCGCCAUCGACAGCAACCGGCGGGAAGGACGGAGGCAGACUUUCAGCACCGUGUUCUUCAACUACUCGCCCGCUGGCACCCUGACCCUGCUGGGCUCCCCCAAAAUGCCCCUGCCGGCCCUCAGCAUUUCCACGCACAGCUGUGGCCAGAUGGGCCAAGUGCACGGCGUGAAGAAAGAGGAUGGCACGGUGCUGGCGGUGCCUGGGCGCAUUGCCAUCCCGGUGGGGCUGGCCGGCCACCACCUUGCAGCGGCCCAGGCAGCGGCAGCCUCACAGGCGGUGGUGCUGGAGCAGCUGCAGGAGAAGCUGGAGACAGGGGAGCCCCCAGAGAAGAAGGUGGCCCUGACGGCAGAAGAGCAGCAGCGGCUGAUGCAGCAGGCUCUGCAGCACAACCUCCUGGCCAUGGCCUCCCAGUUCCCCAUGAACAUCAAGGUCUCCGACCGAGAUGACAGACAGGAGACCGCAUUGAACCUGUCCACCAACGGCAUUAGCAGUAUCAACAUGUCAAUAGAAAUAAAUGGAGUUGUCUACACAGGCGUCCUGUUCGCCUGCCGGCCCGCAGCCCCCCCAGCAACCGGUGGAGGGGGCACCCAGAGCCAGCCGAACCCCACAGCCAUGCCGAACCCGCUACCGCCGGCCCCCUCGCACAGCCACACUCCCGCCAGCGCCGCACCAUAGGGGCAAUGCUCCCUGAAGCAGACAGGGUUCCCGAGGGGGGUGGGGUAGGGGCUGCGCCCCUGGCCGUGGGGCAGGGAUGUGCCCAGCGGGGUCUGGGGGACCAAGGGUGGCUCUUGGUGCCAAGCAGAGCUGUGGCCAUGCAAAGCCAAGCACCCACAGGGCCCUUUUGUCCCUCACCCCAGGUGUGGGGCCCCUUGCCCGCAUGUACCCCCAAAACACGCCUUCUGUGACCCCCCCAAACAGCUCCUGUGGGCCUGGGCACCCUUGCACUCUGCAGCCCCUCUGGGCACCUCAAUGCA